AUGCCUUUGUUUAGUGACCAUGCAUAUACUUCGAUCACCAUAAAAAUCAACCAAUUAGCUGAUCCCAAGAGAAAUGAUGAAAUCGAUGAUUCCAUAGAAUUGUAUUUGUCGGAUUUAAUUGAGUUGAUAAAAAUUCAAUCCAAUUCAGGUGCUGUCGAAGCAGCACGAGCAAUUCGAAAAAAAAUCAAAUAUGGUGAUAGCAGGGCAGAACAAUUGAGAGCAUUGCAGAUCUUAGAGUUGUUGGUUUUAAAUGGCGGGCCGUCAAUUGGACCAAUUAUUGCUCGUGAUGAUAAAUUGUUGGAUGUGUUGAAGGGAAUCAUUAAUGGAACAGCAAGAACAGGAGCCGGUGUUGAAUAUGAUCGUAAAGUUCAAAAAAGAGUGGUGGCUAUGGCUAUUGGUUGGAAAACCGAAUUGGAUGGACUCAAUGGUUAUAAGUACAUGCAAUCUUUGUAUAAGGCAAUCCCAAGACGAAAACGUGUUUCUUCCAGUCAUCUGGGAUACCGGAAUGGAGAUGAAUAUGAUAACGAUAGUGACGAAAACUCAGAGGAUAUAUUAGAUCCGUAUGCUGAUGACGCUCAACUCGACACGCAUUCAAGUAACAGAAAUGUUUCAUCGCCACGUACUCCGAGAUCACCACCUCCACCAAGACCAUCUACUAAGUCACCAUAUACAUCCAGUAAAAAAAAUGAUGACAAAAACAAAAAGAAGAAAAAGAAAAAGAAGAAAAAGAGAGGACUUGUUUAUGCCGAUGAAGAAUUUGAGAUUCCCCAAAUUAAUUACAAAAUCGAAGCCCCCAAGAUUAGAGAGUUGAUAGCAAAUUGUUACACCCAUACAACAGCCUUGAAUAAUUUGCUAUUACAAUUACCUGUAGACGAGUCACCUUUGGACAACGAUAAAACUUUGGAAGAAUUUGCCAAGUGUAAGAAGAUUAGAAGAAAGGUUUUAAGUUACUUACAAUAUGUUGGAGCUGGUUCACCAGAGGCCAAGUCAUCAGAGGUUGCUGCAUUGGAUGAGGAGUUUUUGGGUAGUUUGAUUGGAGCAAAUGAACAGUUGGUAGAGGCGUUUAAAAGAUUUGAUUUUAGAGCUGGUUAUUCCAAAGAUAACCCGGCUCCAAAUUAUGACGAUGAAAGCGAUAGUGAUGAAAGUUAUUAUACUUCAGAGGAGUCGGAGGAAGAGCUCGAUGAUGUACAGGAACAGGAUGAAAAUCUGAUUUCUGCCAGGUUACAAAAUGCCACAUUACAAUCAAAACUGUCACCACCACCAAGACCCUCCAAACCUUCGAAUUUACAAAGCUCAUUUCAACCAAGACCUAAACUUGACAAAGUUGAAACCAGUGAAUCAAUUGAAGGCAAUCCUUUUGGUGAUAGAAACGCUGUAACGAAAUCAUUAUAUGAUUGA
Molecule: messenger RNA, 1398 nt
Organism: Candida dubliniensis CD36
Lineage: Eukaryota; Fungi; Ascomycota; Pichiomycetes; Serinales; Debaryomycetaceae
Exons: 1
Coding region: 1-1398 (465 amino acids)
Biological process (GO): actin filament organization; endocytosis; actin cortical patch localization
Cellular component (GO): actin cortical patch
Molecular function (GO): ubiquitin binding; phosphatidylinositol binding
Source: RefSeq, a predicted model, not a curated record